AACUUCGUUCUCAAAAUAUUCCUGUUUCACAAAAUAUGCUUAAAACAAAAUCACUUUCAAUAUAUGAACAGUUAAAAAAUGGUGGCAUAGAAUUUUCGACUAUAUUUGAGGCAUCUAAUGGCUGGGUAUAUAAAUUUCAGCAACAAUUUGAUAUUAGUUCAAAAACUAUAUCUGGAGAAAGUGCAUCAGCUGAUCAAGUUACAAUUGAAAAUUGUCAAGUUAAACAGCCAACGAUUCUUAUAGUUGAUAAUUGCAAUGCAUAUUCAAGUCCAAAAUUACAAAAUAUUAAAGUAGAAUUUUUACCACCUAAUACUACAUCAGUUAUCCAACCGUGUGAUGCCGCUGUUGAUACAAGUAAUGUUAAUGAUAUAAAUGAUCUUAAUCAAUUAUUAGAAAAAUUAGAGAUGCCAUAUAAUUGUACCAAAUUAUUAGCGAAAGAAUAUGUAAAUGUGGAUAAGGAAGUGCAAACAAUAGAUACACCAACUAAAGAGUCUAUUGUUAAAGAAGUUCUUAAAGAACAAGGUUUGAUUGAUAAUGAUAAUUCGAAUAGUGAGGAUGAAGCUGAGGAAGAAGUUAUAGAUGACUUGAUUACAUAUAAUGAGGGGAAAGGAGCAUUAGAAGUUGCAAAAAAAUAUCUUGAGCAAUCGCAAUUUGCUACUGAGAAUGAUAUUUAUUUGUUGCGACAAAUUAUUAAAAAGGCAGAAA
Molecule: messenger RNA, 705 nt
Organism: Racocetra fulgida
Lineage: Eukaryota; Fungi; Glomeromycota; Glomeromycetes; Diversisporales; Gigasporaceae
Source: the annotation of a GenBank genome assembly